This is a messenger RNA of Paramuricea clavata, 867 nucleotides long. NCBI's taxonomy places the organism in Eukaryota, Metazoa, Cnidaria, Anthozoa, Malacalcyonacea, Plexauridae. The record is from the annotation of a GenBank genome assembly.
UGAAAUUCAGUUCAGAUUACAUUGGAAACCAGUACAGUAUUGACAUAUAAGGCUGAUCAAAAAUACAUAAGAAUCUUGGUCGAAGAUUUAAACAACUGUAUCUUCAACGCAACUUCCCAUAGUUGUCAAUCGAGGCAUCGUCAAAGAAUAGUCAUGGUAGCCAGUAAAAAAAUCUACGAUCACACCCCAGAGGAGACCACGAAUUCUAACAACGGACAUUCGUUGCUGUCCUUCAUGAAUUUGGCGUCGAAUAAAGUUAAAACGGCGUUGGAGAAACCGAAUACUUUUAAAAGAAACAUCAACCAUCGACGAUUUUUACAAAAACAGUUCAGAGCGAUGGUGAAAAGCCCGGAGAAAAAUCCUGGGAGAAGAUCGAUUGUACGUGAAAACAUCGACUCGGUGAAUUUCACUAUUCGCGACUGUAAUGGGCAGAGCUUCGCUCCCCCACUUAACCAUAACUUUGUACAAUUCGACGCGCUUGACACUUCCAUUCCAAAUUUGGCGUUUGAAACCCCGAAUUACUCGUAUGCGCCUUUUGCAAGGAGCGAGGGCUAUGACCAAGAACAGAGGCUGCAAAGGCAAAUGCAAUGUGAUGCUUUCGAAAGAGGACACGUUACAAAACAGAAUAGCUGUCUAUAUCAAAGCGACUGUUCUUCGUCCGUUCCAGAGCUGAUUGUCGAAGAGGAUUUUUUGACAGGCGAGGAACUGACGCAGGCGAUUGAACUCAAAGAUUUAUUUAUUCCCGAAACGGACCUGACGCAAUACCUGUUGAGCGGCAAAGAGAACCUUGGUGGCUUUUGUAAUUCUGACGCUAGCUUGGACAACUGCUUAUGCCACGGAUUGCAAGAAGAUAUUUUAGUAUUUUAA